UUGUGUCUCCACCAUUGCUUGAAGCUUCCUUUUCCUUUAUAUUAACAGAGACAGACAGUGUUUAUUAUUACUAAAAAACCACACGUUAACUUUUGCUUACCAUUCUUACAUUACAAUCACCAAAUUAAUUAAAUUUAACUCUUCGAUUAUUGUCAUUAAUUAAUAAUGUCUUCACCCGAGGAAACAACAAACCUUAAAGCUGGUCAUCCUCCUGCAGUCAAAGUCGGUGGUAUGCGAAUAACACAACACAAGACUGAGAAACCAAAAGAGGAAAAGGAAACUCGACCAGUUGAAGAGGAUGAAGAGCAAGAAGCUGGAAUAGUUGUUCCCGAAGUUGCCCAAAAAAAUCAAAAUAUUGUAAUCUCUGGUGCAGUUACUCGAGGUGAUGCUGACUUUCCUCCUGAAGCAAUCAAAGCAUUCCAUGAAAAACCUGUUCCAUCCCAUGAUUAUCGGGCAGCUCCACCAAAGAACCAUACAAUUCAACAACCAAGGAAAUGAAUCUGUUAUCCGUCUUUGUAAAAAUUGAAGGAAACAAGAAAUGAAACCCAUUCCCUUCAGAUAAUUUUUUCAAAAAUUUCAGUCUAACCAGAAAAGAAGCUUUGAUAUUUUGAAAAUCUGAUAAUCCUAAAAUUGAAAACUUAACUAACAAAAUUAAUAUCAAGUUGAAAAUAAAAAUUUAACAAUAAAU
Tetranychus urticae (two-spotted spider mite) is the source of this 688-nucleotide messenger RNA. RefSeq names its product death-associated protein 1. Gene Ontology annotation, biological process: negative regulation of autophagy; cellular response to amino acid starvation; apoptotic signaling pathway. Gene Ontology annotation, molecular function: death domain binding. Lineage: Eukaryota; Metazoa; Arthropoda; Arachnida; Trombidiformes; Tetranychidae. The record is from RefSeq and is a predicted model, not a curated record.